AUGGCUAAAGACCACGAUGACUUCUUGAAUACCGUCGAGGGCGAGAUUACUUUCUUUCGCUCGCUGAUGCGGGCCCGGCCUGUUGGCCUGCAUAAACAUUUCCAUGCUUUGUCUAUGCGCACGGCAAUUCACCAGGAUACUGGCCGUUACGUGACUCUGGACGCGAUAUGGGAGAAAUUGAACGCGUUGUACAACUUGAAGGCUUUGGAGGAUUUGGACGCAGAAGGUUACGACUCCCCCGAAGGAGGUGGCACGCCACACGCCAGCAUACCUACUCCAGACCCGGACCAGAACCUGAGCAAUCACCCCUUCUUUCGUAAAGAAUUCGAACUCCCACACGAUCCCAUAGUUGAGUCUGAACUUGCUAAACGCCGAAUACGCUCCUCCCCCUCGCCAUCACCGUCCUCCGCGCCGACACCGAGCGCUUCCGUGCCACGCAAGAAACGGGGCCGCCCACCCAAGGCGAAGAAUAAGACCAAACUGGCUGGAGAGGAGAGUGAUGCGAGCGAGUUGACGCAGUACACGCAGGAGGAUGACGACGUGAGCAUGGCGGACGCUCAGACCGAAUCUGGAACAGUUGAUGGCACAGAGGAUGGAGAAUCGCCAGGACCGUCUAGGAAACGCGCUGGGACUAAGAAGCCUCGCGGUCAGGGUGCACGGGGCCGCGGUGCUCGAGGAGGGACUUCCAAGAGCAAGAAGAAACGGUGA
Molecule: messenger RNA, 708 nt
Organism: Peniophora sp. CBMAI 1063
Lineage: Eukaryota; Fungi; Basidiomycota; Agaricomycetes; Russulales; Peniophoraceae
Source: the annotation of a GenBank genome assembly